AUGACCCUCCCACCCCCCACAAUCGACCUCCUCCUCACCCUAAUCGACACCCGCCCACACGCCAUCCUCUCCACCCUAACCCAGCACCCGCACCUCGCCUCCGCGCGCGACACCCACGGCUACUCGCUCGUACACGCCGCGGCCUCCUACAACGAACUAGACGUGCUGCGCACCCUCGUGCAGACCCACGCCGUCGACGUCGACCUAGUGGACGAGGACGGCGAGACGGCGCUGUUCGCGGCGGAGAAAGUAGAGGUGGCGCGGUGUCUGGUGGAGGAGUUGGGCGCGGAUAUUGGGUGGAGGAAUGGGGAGGGGAGGACGGCGGAGGAGAGGAUUGGAGAGGAGGAGGGGCCUGGGCAUGAGGUGGUGCGGUAUUUGAGGGCGAGGAGGUUGGGUGGUGGGGAGGCUGGUGCUGGUGCUGGUGCUGGUGGUGAGAUUGAGGCCGAGGCUGCUGAUGGUGAGGUUGCUGGACAUGCGCCUCCUCCGCCGCUGCCAGAGGGUGUGAGGAUCAACAUGGGGACCAUGGAGGAAGAUGCUGCGGAUGCGCCAGACCCGGAAAUCCGGCGGCGCAUUGAAGAGCUGGCUGCGCGGCCGGAUUACGAGUCGGACGAGGUGCAGAGGGAGUUGAGGGAGUUGGUGCAGGAUGUUGUUAGCGGUAUGGGUGGGCAAGAGCAAGGGCGCAGUGUGAAGAGGAGAGUGGAGUGA
Plenodomus lingam JN3 is the source of this 705-nucleotide messenger RNA. RefSeq lists its product as uncharacterized. Lineage: Eukaryota; Fungi; Ascomycota; Dothideomycetes; Pleosporales; Leptosphaeriaceae. Gene Ontology annotation, molecular function: protein binding. The record is from RefSeq and is a predicted model, not a curated record.